CUUCUAAGCAGAACGAAGCAGAAUGUCGUUGCUAAUGAGCCCUGAUGGGACAUUUCGGGCUGUCUUGUUCGAACUGUGGAAAGCUGCGCAUACAAAGGAUGCACAAGAGCCCGAGUCGUUGUCUUUUUGGCAACAUCUCUUAUCCAAGUAUGAGUUCAAGGAGGACUUUUGGAUUUGCGACGCCGAGAUCAGACCAACAGCGGACAGUCGCCGACGCAUUGAUCGUGGUAUUCGUUUCAUAGAGCCAAAUGCAAGAGAAAUUGUUGUUCUCUGUUGGCUCGAGGCUAAAGGGGUUGAUACCGCAGAAGCUACGAGGCAAUCCGAGGCGCAGGCUCUUGAUGCCUGCAAACUGACGCUCGACAAUCACCCCUGGCAAGGACACGUCUACGCGCUGACGACGACUCGAACCAAAGCAAAAGCGUGGAUGUAUGAGCGAGGCGAUGAGUACAUGAUUCCCUUGCACGAGGAGGAUUACAUCGAGGCACACUCCUCAGAAGGCAUCAAACUGAGAAGUGCUUUCGAAAGGAUGAAACUGAUCACCCCUGCUCCAGUUCUUGGAAUGGACAGAUCUAUAGCCCACCUCCCAGCGACAGGAAGCGGUGUGGCUGAUCCGACUUCAAUGCCAAACUCGAUGUUUCCGCAACAUGGCGCGUAGAUGCCGAAUAGAGGCCAACACCAUGCCUACCCGCGUUGGCUCAAGUCUGGAAACUUGGGGAUUUGAGACACUGGUAUCUGAUGGUGGAAGCGAGACGGUUGAGAGAGCACAAUUACAGCUAUAGCUGCGGGACCUGGUGGGGUUCAACGCGGAAGACGACUUGCCUGGAACGGCUGUGGAAGCCGAAGCUGCGUUCAGCAAGCUGAAUCAGAACUAAU
This is a messenger RNA of Cladophialophora immunda, 873 nucleotides long. RefSeq lists its product as uncharacterized. Lineage: Eukaryota; Fungi; Ascomycota; Eurotiomycetes; Chaetothyriales; Herpotrichiellaceae. The transcript has a single exon. The record is from RefSeq and is a predicted model, not a curated record. Bases 23 to 655 code for a protein of 210 amino acids.